ACCUGUAUAUUGUUGAUCUACUGGACUUUCGGACGAGUGUUUGGCGCUACGGUCUUCUCUAUUUUUGAUUCUAAUAUUUUAUUAAAACCAUAUUAAUACACAGUAAAAAAUGGGGUGUUAAUAUUUCAGAGUAAAGUUAUUUUAACCCAGGUAGAGUAUUUUUAACAUUUUGGAGAGUAAAGUUGCUCUAUCAGUGGAGUUAAAAGUGAGUGUAAAAAUCUGCAGAAACGCGCGACAAUUUCAACUCUACAGCAGUGAUGAAUACCCGCCACUCUGUUGUGAUGAAGUUUGGCAGUUGGCACAUAUAUGUCGGUGGAGGAAGAUUGCAAAGGAGUAACUGAACGUUAUAGGCCACUGAGGGGCAAAAUGCUGUUGCGUGUUCAAUUCGGGGAAGAGCAGAAAUACAUAAAGCUAUCUGAGCUGACAUUUGAUGCUUUCUUGAAAGAAGUGUGUCUAAAAUUCAACAUACCAGAAAGCAGGCAGCCUGACAUUAAGGUGUAUGACCAGUCAGACACAGAAGUUGACACAGAGGUUUUUGAAGAAAUAGUGAAGGAGUCACCUGGAACUUUCAGAAUCAUGCUGGGCAAUGGAGGACUUGGUGCCUCUCAAUCAUCAUCAUGCUCGGGUACAUCUGAUGACACCGUCAUCCUGAAUUUUAUGAUGUGUGACCCUGUUGAAGAAGUAGCCGCUGCUGAAGGAAGCCAGCCUAAAAGGCCAUGCCACAUAAACUAUGAGGCAAAAGUGUUGAUUGAAAAAAUCCUUACAUCAAAGCCUGGCGGUGAACGCAUUAUGCAAGAGUAUGGAAAAACCAAAUCUCUGACAGACGCCACCAGAAGACAGAUGAUAAACAUACUUGCUGCUGAGAUGACAGAAACACAUGGGACAUCCCCCCCCAAAAGUGUCAGAGUGAUGUAUGCACAGGGGAUAGUAGCUUUGUUUCCCUAUCUAGAAGACCCAUACUCACAACAUGGAUAUGAACAUUACUAUGAUCCGGAGAGUGGUUCGGGAUACCUUGCAUGGCGAUUGAAGACCAUACAAAGAAAAACAGCAGAGGAAAGAGGUGCCUCAGUCAACAAAUCUCCUAAAGUUGGUGGGCCAGGCCGUGGUCGUCAGCCCUUCGCCUAUGACAGAGAGCCAUCUGAUGAGAAUGUGGAAGCAGCUAUUGCUGUUUUGAGACACUCUGCUGAUGAAAAGACUGUCCGUGAGAAGAUGAAAAUGACCUUCAUAUAUCGGCAAGCAAUGGUCAACGAUGAAGCCAAAUCAUCAGAUGUCUUCUUGGUCUUCCCACGAUUUCUGGACACACCAGGACUGAUAGAAGAAGAUUUCAGACUUCUGUUUGGUGAGGCCACGGCCAACAAAUUCUUGGAGAAGUGGCCAACCACUUUCAAAACAAAAGUAAUAAAGGAAAGCCAUGGACUUGUACCCACCACAGAACUCUUGGAUUUGAUGCGCAAUGCUGAGUCAGCUGCUGAAGUUGAGAAUGGCUGGGACAGUGACAUGUCUGCCAUCUUGCUGCUGCUACAUUUGCUACCACCAUCUGCACAAGGUAGAAAGAGGCCGGGAAAGAUGUCUGCAUAUCAAGCCGUAGAUCAGCUCAUCAGAUUUCAAAAGAAUCUCAAGAUACGCCACACAUUACGUCAUGACGUUGGAAAGGUCACGCGGGACAUAGACGUAAGCCGGUUCGAAAAGGUUGGAACCAGUGUGCAGCAGCAUCUAGACAACAUCACCCAAAGCAGUCAGCCCUACCUUCUCGCCCAGGGAUCCACACAGAGCACCAUUCACUCCUACUUCAUUGUGGUUGACAAGCAUGCACUUCCAUGCAAGGCAAAAGGUUCAGUUGGAGCUUUUGACGAACUCUUUAAAGCCCAUUACGUCUUUGCUGAGAAGCAGACAAUACAGAUCCAGAUGUUCUAUGAUGACUUUGAGGUCGCCAACCCUCUGGGUCCUAAGCGAGAUUGA
Molecule: messenger RNA, 1959 nt
Organism: Onychostoma macrolepis
Lineage: Eukaryota; Metazoa; Chordata; Actinopteri; Cypriniformes; Cyprinidae
Exons: 14
Coding region: 307-1959 (550 amino acids)
Source: RefSeq, a predicted model, not a curated record